AUGCGAACCGAGCAGGUACCGGGAACAUUUUUCUCUCACAUCAUUAGCCAGCUAUCGCCGUAUUCGAUCUAUAACAUCUCCGUACGUGCGGGCACCGACUACGGUGAACUGGGAUUACCGUCUUCCAAAGUUAUUUCCCUUCAACAGUACAUGGGUAAUGUAAUUCCCGAACUGCCAUUACGUACUCCGGAUCUGGAGAAAGACCGAGCGGAACAGGAGGAACAGCGAAGAAGGCAAGAACAGGAGCGCGAACGAGAACGACAGAGGAUCGAACAGGAACGUGAAAGGAUU
Messenger RNA from Gongylonema pulchrum, 291 nucleotides. NCBI's taxonomy places the organism in Eukaryota, Metazoa, Nematoda, Chromadorea, Rhabditida, Gongylonematidae. The record is from the annotation of a GenBank genome assembly.